UCUUCAUUACCCAUACCUUUAUUAUGCCUACCAUUUUGUUCUAUACACUCAGAUCCUAACUUCACUUCUCGAAUUCGCUACGAAAUUCACAGCUACAUCGCUUCCAACCUCUCCAUAGACAUGGCUACACUUGCCGAUUCUUUUCUCGCCGACCUCGAUGAACUCUCUGAUAACGAAGCUGAAAUUCCCGAGGAUAAUGACGCUGAUGCUGCAGAUAUGGAAGAAGAUAUUGAUGGAGACUUGGCUGAUCUAGAAAACCUCAACUAUGAUGACUUGGACAGUGUUUCCAAGCUGCAGAAAACCCAGAGAUACGUUGAUAUUAUGCAGAAAGUGGAAGAAGCCCUUAAAAGGAGUUCAGAUGCAUCCAAUCAGGGGGUAGAUUUAGAAGAUGAUCCUGAAUACCAAUUGAUUGUGGAAUGCAAUGCACUGUCAGUUGACAUUGAGAAUGAAAUUGUUAUUAUUCACAAUUUUAUUCGUGACAAGUAUCGCUUGAAAUUUCCAGAGCUUGAGUCACUGGUGCAUCACCCAAUUGAUUAUGCACGUGUUGUUAAAAAGAUAGGAAAUGAAGUGGAUCUGACUCUUGUUGAUCUAGAAGGGCUUUUACCCUCAGCCAUUAUCAUGGUUGUCUCAGUUACAGCGUCAACUACGACUGGCAAACCACUUCCCGAAGAAGUCCUUAGUAAGACAAUUGAGGCUUGUGAUCGAGCUCUUGCUCUUGAUUCAGCGAAGAAGAAAGUUCUUGAUUUUGUUGAGAGUAGAAUGGGGUACAUUGCACCUAAUCUUUCUUCCAUAGUUGGGAGUGCUGUUGCAGCUAAACUCAUGGGGACGGCUGGUGGUUUAACAUCUCUUGCAAAGAUGCCUGCUUGUAAUGUUCAGCUUCUUGGUGCCAAGAAAAAGAAUCUUGCUGGCUUCUCCACCGCAACAUCUCAAUUUCGUGUAGGUUACCUAGAGCAAACGGAAAUAUUUCAGACCACUCCUCCUGCUUUAAGGAUGCGGGCAUGCCGACUCCUGGCUGCAAAGUCUACACUUGCAGCACGGGUAGAUUCAAUUCGUGGGGAUCCAUCUGGGAGAACUGGGAGGUCUUUCAAGGAUGAGAUCCACAAAAAAAUUGAAAAGUGGCAAGAGCCCCCUCCUGCCAAGCAACCCAAACCCCUUCCAGUUCCUGAUUCAGAGCCUAAAAAGAAGAGAGGUGGUCGGCGUCUUAGGAAGAUGAAGGAAAGGUAUGCAGUAACAGACAUGAGGAAGUUAGCCAACAGGAUGCAAUUUGGAAUCCCUGAAGAGAGUUCUUUAGGUGAUGGUCUGGGUGAGGGUUAUGGAAUGCUUGGUCAGGCUGGCAGUGGCAAGCUUCGUGUGUCUAUGGGUCAAAGUAAACUUGCUGCAAAAGUUGCUAAGAAAUUCAAGGAAAAGAGCUAUGGCAGCAGUGGUGCUACAUCUGGUUUAACCUCAAGUCUUGCAUUUACUCCUGUGCAGGGGAUUGAGCUGUCAAAUCCACAGGCCCAUGCACAUCAACUUGGUACUGGAACUCAAAGUACCUAUUUCUCUGAAACAGGAACAUUUUCGAAGAUCAGGAGGACUUGAAACCAUGCAUGAAUACAAGUUCUUGUAGUUUAUAAUAGAUUUUUGAAGCAUAGCCAUAUUAUUCCCUUGUAUAUGACUCUCACAACGAGGUUCCCUUUCGCAAAAAACGAUGAUACAAUCUAACAUUUUCAUGGGUUGGGUUUAGAAUGAAAAAAGAUUAUCAUUGUAGACCAAGCUUCUUUGCAAGGAGCAUGCUGCUUUAACAGCCAAGCCAACCUCCUUGGGUUGGUUGAUGGUUAGCACCAUUGUCUAAUUAUGUCAGCUUGCACCCGUGGUAGGAAUUCAUCAAAUUUUCUACUUAAAAAAAAAAGUCUGCUUGUGCAAA
Messenger RNA from Lotus japonicus, 1903 nucleotides. Its product is annotated as U4/U6 small nuclear ribonucleoprotein Prp31 homolog. Bases 121 to 1578 code for a protein of 485 amino acids. Gene Ontology annotation, cellular component: U4/U6 x U5 tri-snRNP complex; precatalytic spliceosome; U4 snRNP. The record is from RefSeq and is a predicted model, not a curated record. The transcript has 8 exons. Gene Ontology annotation, biological process: mRNA splicing, via spliceosome; spliceosomal tri-snRNP complex assembly. NCBI's taxonomy places the organism in Eukaryota, Viridiplantae, Streptophyta, Magnoliopsida, Fabales, Fabaceae.